Messenger RNA from Mesocricetus auratus (golden hamster), 4274 nucleotides. It is a transcript of the gene Znf428, whose product is annotated as zinc finger protein 428. The record is from RefSeq and is a predicted model, not a curated record. Bases 187 to 720 code for a protein of 177 amino acids. The transcript is spliced from 3 exons. NCBI's taxonomy places the organism in Eukaryota, Metazoa, Chordata, Mammalia, Rodentia, Cricetidae.
CUGCCACCGCCACCGCCGAGCCCGGGGCCGCCGCCGCCGCCGCCGCCGCCGCCGCACCCCUCUCUACCUGCCAACAUCCUGUGUUAGAAGAGCUUGUGGCCGGAAGUGUGACCUUGGGAGAACUGGCCAGGGAAGGACCUUGCCCAGUGGCUGCUCUGCUCCUGUCUCUUGUCCCCUCCCCUGGCCAUGACAGAGACCCGCGAGCCCGCUGAGACUGGAGGCUACGCCAGCUUGGAGGAAGAUGAUGAAGACCUCUCCCCAGAGCCCGACUCUGAGGAGGAAGAGGAGGAGGAGGAGGAGGAGGAGACCACUGACGACCCCGAAUAUGACCCUGGCUAUAAGGUGAAACAGCGCAUCGGAGGGGGCAGAGGGGGGCCGUCUCGCCGCGCCCCCCGAGCGGCUCAGCCUGCUGGCCCGCCUGCACAGCCCUGCCAGCUCUGCGGCCGGUCCCCGCUGGCGGAGGCCACACCCGGGACCCCGCCUUGCCGACUCUGCUGCCCUGCCACAGCCACCCAGGAAGCGCCAGCCCCUGAAGGCAGGGCUCUGGGCGAGGAAGAGGAGGAGCCGUGUCGCACUGGGGAGAGCCGGCCAGCAGGGCGGGAUGGCGAUGAGGACGAGGAGGAGGGGGGUACCUACCACUGCACGGAGUGUGAGGACUCCUUUGACAACCUCGGGGAGCUGCAUGGCCACUUCAUGCUGCAUGCCCGCGGUGAGGUUUAGGCGGGGCCACCAGGGGCCCCGUGGAGGGGUGGGAGCAAGGGCUGAGGAAGCUGGGGUUGGGGCUGGGGGUCCCGCAAGUGCGUGUCGUCUUAGCGGUAGAUGUGUGAAGGGCGGAAUAAAGCCGGAUUCUGUGUGUGUUGUGAUGCAUGUGUGUGACUGAACACGGUGAGUGCGGUCUACACCAGCGUCUCUCUGCUUCGGGCUCCUGAGUCUGGGUGACUGGCAGGCACCACUGUGACUGAUUCUGUGUGGUGCUAGGGACUGGACCCCGGGCUUUGAGCGUGUUAGCAAGGUACAUCCCAACCCUUUUUGUUUGGCGUCGUUUUCCUUUGAGCCAGGGCUCUGCUGGCUUUGAACUUGGGUUUCUUGCCUUUGCGUAGGUGCUGGAAUCACAGGCACAAAGCCACCACACUUAGGAGUCCUGGGAUUCAGGCCACCCCGAAGCUUGAAACCACCCCUAUGAGCCAUGCUGGGUGUCCUGCCUGGCUUACUGGUAGAGGACAGAGAGUCUGCCUGCCAGCAGCUCGGGGCCGCUCUCCCCACAGCGCCCCUGCUGGGAAGCCAUUUGCAUGGCUACGGCCAGCUGCAAAGAAGCCUAGGAAAGGCUAGCUGCCCAAGCCGCUCUGCUCAGAGCAGGACGGGUUUCGCAGGGUCCAUAAAGGCCAUGAGUGGUCUACCAAGGCAUCCCUGAUCCUCCUACAAAGAGGACUACCGCGAUAGCGAGCUCUCCCUGCGUGCAUCACUUGGCCACGGGCUUUAUCUAUUUGAAGUCAGAGUUCAGGAAUUCACACUAAAGUAGAACUGUGAUGUGAUCCCAGCAACCCUGUCCUGCCCUUGUGCAUGACCACAAAUAGGUGUGUGUGUGUGUGUGUGUGUGUGUGUGUGUGUGUGUGUGUGUGUGUGUGUGUGUGUGUGUGUGUUGCCCAAGAAGGCCAGAAGAGGGCGUCAGAUUCCCUGGAAUACAGGCUGUUGUAAGCUAGCUAGCCAUAGAGCUGACGUGGGCCCUGUGGGGUUGACACUGGAGAUACAGGAAGAAAACGGCAUCGUAUGUUAGGUGGGGUAAAUGCCGUAGAGUGAAAACGAGAAGGAUAAACUGUUGUAGGAGGGGAUCUUAGACAUAAAAGAAAGCAUGUAAUUGGGGGCUGGCCUGCUGCUGAGAGGGUUAAUCAUUACCAUGGCGGGCGGGUGGGCGGGGUGCUGCAGGUCGGUGCAGAAGUCACAGACAGACACUGGGCUUGACGUCCCCCCACAGACAGACAGACAGACACACUUCCUCCAAGAAGGCCACACCUUCUACUCUUUUCAAACAGUUGCCGCUCCCUGGUGACUGAGCAUUCAAAUACAUGAACCUGUGGGCCCCAUUUAAAGAGCACAAAGAACUGUGGUUUUAGUCUAAUUCUGCCCGGGAGGGAAACGGGAGGGAGGCAGCUGUGCGUGGAGUGAACUGUUUAUUCUCUAGGCUGGACAAGGCAGGCGCCCGCCUGGGAUGAUUAGGAAGGCCAGAGUGGCGGCUGGGGACUGAGGUUCCCAAGGUUGAGGACAGCAGAGGGCCCACUCGUCACACACAACCUUCUGAAAACUGGGUGUCACCAUGCCGUGCAGGUGAUUCCAGCUCAGAACAGGCUGUUGAGAGAGUUCAAGGCUAGCCUGGGCUUACAGAGUAAUGUCCCUGUCUCAAAAAAACAGUACACAGACACUAAGAAAGAAGUGAGGCCUUAGUCCCAGCACUUGGGAGGCAGAGACAGGAGGAUCUCUGUGAGUUCGAGGCCAGCCUGGUCUACAAGAGCAAGUUCCAGGACAGCCUCCAAAACAAUACAGAGAAACCCUGUCUCAAAAAACAAACAAAAAGUAGAAGGCUGAAUAUGCUGAUAGCUCCCAUUUCCCAAGGGUUUACUGCUGCCAACCCCUACUCUGAAGCACUUUACACACGCGUUAGCUCCUAGAAGCUAGGAGCCUCUCGGAAUAAAUAGGACCCGAAUGACAGAAUGGCAUUGGGAAGACCGAGCUCUCAGUGAACCAUGUGGAGAUCGCGCCUGGGUGAACAGAGGCCCUGGGUUUUUUGUUGUUUUGAGACUAGGUUUAUGUGUCAGGCUCGCCUCAAACAGCUCUGUUUUCCUGCUUUGUCUCCUGGUUUGUGAGGUUCUGGGGGUGGGGGGGCUCAGGGGAGCUGCACAAGCACUGCCAAGACCUGCCUGAGCCCCUGAGGGUUAUGUCCUGAUGGGGACUGGAAGCUUGUUUGAGACAGACCGUGAAAAUGGAGGCAGGCAUGAUGACACAUUCCUGUAAUCCCAGCAUUUCUGGAGGGAAGUAGGAGUUCAAGGCCAGCCUGGGCUGCAGAAUCAGACUGAAGGUGAGUACUUCAGCGACAGAUAAACUGUGGCCAGGGUCGCCUGAGGGAGAGCUGUGGGAGUCUGAGGUAGGGCCCCGCUUGAGACACUUGAGGGGGAGCGGAGGACUCCAGGAGACCCGGUGACAGCAGGGGCCAGGCAGCUUUCGCUACCAGGAAUUGAACCCAGGAUCCCCGUGCAUAAUAGGUAAGUGUUCAACCACUGAGCUGCACCCUCAGUUCCCACGGGGCUGGUUUCUACAGACAUUUGUUUUACUUCUGUUCAGAGACAGGGUCUCAUGGCCCAUGCUGUCCUGGAACACAACACCUCCCUAACCCCACGGAGUGCUGAGAUCACAGGUGUGAGCCCCACCCCCAGCCCACCUAUGCAGUGCCGGGGACUGCUCGCCCAUGCUAGACAGUCGCUCCGGACUGAGCUACUCCAGCCCUUUACAACGGGGACAGCCUGAGCAGGUGGGAAGUGUCCGUGGCCAUUAAGAAGCAGAGCCUGCAUUUUCUGACCGCUGAAUCAGAAGCCAUGCCUCACAGGCUGGGUCUGGUCUGCCAGAGCCACGGCCCUUCUCCACACCAGCUCCGCCAAAGGCGAGCAAUGUCGCAAAGGCAGGGCUUUCUGGCAGCUGUGGAAAAUGGAGAUCUCGUUGGGCGUGGUGGCACAGACCUCUGACCCUGGCACUCGGGAGUCGGGCAGGAGGAUCUCUGUGAGUUGAGGCCAGCCUGGUCUACAUAACGAGUUCCAGAACAGCCAGGGCCACAGAGAGAGAAGUAUAGACCUAGACUGUCGAACCCACAGUCUUCAUGGUCAGUGGUUCACCAUGUAGAGGUCACCUCCCGGGGAGGGGCCCUUCUGUUGGUCCUCACCUGGAGGCCUCAGCGGGGAGCUUUGCAUUGUAAAUGUAGGAGACUGCAGGCUGGGGCUGACAGGAGCCAGGCUCCUUCACUGGGAGUCUGCCAUCAGAGGGCAACUGCCUUUAACUCUGGUUCAGGGAAGCUAUGCCAUCUUCUGGCCUCACUUGUCCACACACAUGGUUUAAAAUCUUUGAAAAGGCUCUGUGUGUGUGUGUGUGUGUGUGUGUGUGUAUACAUCUUGUUUUCUCUCCCACUGUGUUCCCGGGUGAGACUCCAAUCAUCAGGCCUGUCAACCACCGUACCUGAAAGUUCACAGACCAAAGUGUCCUUUGCAGUUUAUUUAAAUUUCUUUACUUUUUAA